CGGUGCAGCUGCUUCCGGGCUCCGCGGCUCCGUGAGGCCGCGGCCCCGAAGCUGGGCCCAGCCCAGGUGGGGCAGCAGCCCGUAGCUCCCGGACGGACGCCUGGGUCCCCAGGCUGUCCCUCGCUCUGCCUUGGGAGAUCCCCUAGGAUCUCCGAGGACAUCACCGGCCUGACCUUGCCGAGGCCUCGUCUCAACUGCGUGCUCGGGGACUGGUCGGGCCGCUUUGUAGGAUUCACAGUCCUCUAAACAAGGGACGAACGCUGCUGGCUGGAGUUAGCUGGACACCCCUCCCUAACCCCCUGGUAGGAGACUUCCUAUUCCUCAGCUCGCUUAGGGCAGCAGUUCAGAACUCCCCAAACUGGGAGCAUCUAGGACGGGUGUCCACCGUCCUUGCUGGAUGGAGCACCGCCUCCCCACUUUCUGGGGCACCUUGCAGCGUGGCCUUGGUGAGUGACGCUUGGGGUGCUUCUUGAUGGGAAAGAAGCCUCAGAAAUACAGGAAGGACACUGUUGGGGGUGACCCAGGCCUUGUCAGAUCCUGAGACUCUUGGAAUCUUGUGUGUGGGGUGGUGGCAGUGGUGGUGAAUGAAUUUGGAGGUGCCUCCCUUCUUCACCUCAAAACUGAAAAGGAAACAAGCCACCGGCCACACUUGAGGCUGCAUGACCAUCCAGGGAAGUGGGGAGCCACUUCUGAAUUCAGAGCAGGACUCACCAAGCAAGUAUCUGUUUUUCUGAGCCUGAACAGACUCUGGCUUCUGAGGAGGCCCUCAGUCUCCAAAACUGAGAGUCUAAGCAGUGCCAAGAAGCAGACCCAGAAUUUGGGAGCUCAUUACACAGCCAGCCAUGUUCCUGCGGAGGCUUGGUGGCUGGCUACCUCACCCCUGGGGCCACAGGAAACCCAGGAAGCCCAACCUGCCUGCCCCAGAAUCCAGAUUGGCAAACAGCUCCUCUGAGAAUUCAGGGAGUGACUGGGACAGUGCCCCAGAAACCACAGGAGAUGUGGGGUCUCCCAAGACUUCAGACUCAGGGGCACGGAGGAGCUCUGGAGCUGCUGCAGAACCAAGCAGGGAAUCCCAAGUUGAGCAACUGGGGAGCAAAAGGAUGGAUUCCCUCAAGUGGGACAAGACCACCUCUGGCAUCCAAGAGUCUGGGAGACUGGAGGUUGGAGGGGCCAUUCCCAAACUGGGAUGGGAUUCUGUGGACUCAGGUGGCACCAGGAGACCUGGAGAGUCGCCUGAAGGGGGACUGAGCCCCACUGGGCCUGAAGCCCCAGUGGAGAAGCCCAGCCGGCGUCGGAAACUACUGGGCUGGCUGCAGGGUGAACCAGGUCAGCGAUCCGGGGCUUCCUCACAGUACCCAGGGGGCCUAGAGGAGUGUCUGCAGAUCUCCACCAACCUGACCCUGCACCUGCUGGAACUGCUGGCCUCAGCCCUGCUGGGGCUAUGCUCACGACCGCUGAGGGCAAUCUUGGAUGCACUGGGCCUGCGUGGACCACUGGGCCUCUGGCUGCAUGGGCUACUGUCCUUCCUGGCUGCCCUGCAUGGGCUUCACGCCGUGCUGAGCCUACUUACUGCUCACCCCCUGCACUUUGCCUGCCUCUUUGGUCUCCUACAGGCCCUGGUGCUGGCUGUCAGCCUCCAGGAGCCCAGUGGGGAUGAGGAGGCCACUGACUUGGAGGGUGAGAAGUUGGAAAGGGAGGGUGGGGAGCAGAGGGGAGACCCAGGACAGGGGCUGUGACUGCAGGUGGGGUAUGACUGAGGCCCCGCCCUUGGUGAGGUGGGAGCAAGGAUGAAGUCAGUGUGGCCUUUAGGAGGAAAGUGGGGGCAUGACCCAGAUUGUAAGCACAGGAACCUCAGGGAUGGGAGGAAACCCCAGAGCAUGAGGGCACAGGGCUCCCCCUUCACACACAGGAGAGAAUAGAGCUGCUUAGGGCAUCUGUGUUUAUGGACAGUGGGGGUAUCGCCCUUGAAUUCACCAGCUGUUGUUACUUUUUGCUUUUACAUUUCUCCCACAUUCAGUUUUUUUUUCCACCUUUCCUUUUUAAAAGCCAAAAAAAAAAAGAAAAAAGUGUGGUGAUAGAGAAUAACUACAGGGUCUUCUCUUCCUAUCAAACCUCCCCAAGUCUGAAGACCAGAGGCAGGAGAAACAGACUUCUGGUUGGGGUAAAAGGGUGGUUGAGAGACCCAAGGGAUCCCUCCUGGGAUCUAAGCCAUCUGGAGAAGAGUGGGGCUGCUAGGCCGGUAGAUCAGGGGGUCCAGGUGGGGGCCCACAGGUGAUGGAGCCUGCAGAAAGGCUGUGGGUGUUCCCAGGAGACGGGGGGAGUGGGGAUGGUGUAGCACUAUUGGCAGGAGGGCCAGUUCAGAGGGGCUGGCAGCCCAGACAGGCAGUGUGGGAAGCACUGGAGCUUGCAGUCCGCACACCGGUAAGGGUUGGCUCACUCAGCAAUAAACAACUGAGUCACAUCAAAUCCUAAAUAUACCACUAUGAAGUGAGA
This is a messenger RNA of Manis pentadactyla (Chinese pangolin), 2493 nucleotides long. RefSeq names its product chromosome 16 C6orf47 homolog (gene C16H6orf47). The record is from RefSeq and is a predicted model, not a curated record. The transcript has a single exon. Bases 843 to 1736 code for a protein of 297 amino acids. NCBI's taxonomy places the organism in Eukaryota, Metazoa, Chordata, Mammalia, Pholidota, Manidae.